AUGAAAGAAUACGAGCAACGAAUCUUAAUGGAAAGACUUGCUAGGCAAAUGGAAUUAAGCGGAAGCGAACCAUUACAACAACAACUACAAGCAAAAUAUAGAGAACUACUAGGGGUAUCAUUAGAAAAUUUAGAUAAAAUGCAUGAUGUAGAAGACGAAGAGGAACAAAUGUUUCAAAAACAAAUACAGGCCAGAAGAAAAGGCUUAGAAUUACCAGAAAUAUUACCAUUAAAAAAUCCAUAUCAUGAAGAAUACAGACCAACAGAAAAUAAACCACGAGACGUUGAAACACUAGAAGGCAGAUGGCUAUUAGAUCACAACUUCGGACGAACAGUAGAAUGGAUAAAAGAACAAGAUGAAAACCAGUAUUCAAAAAUACCAGAACAAUCAAUAUCAAGAACCUCUACCAGACCAAGUUCACCGACGUCACCAACAUUCCUUGACAAAGCAAAAGGAAUGGUACAAG
Molecule: messenger RNA, 466 nt
Organism: Racocetra persica
Lineage: Eukaryota; Fungi; Glomeromycota; Glomeromycetes; Diversisporales; Gigasporaceae
Source: the annotation of a GenBank genome assembly